AUGAUCACUCUCAUAUGGAUUGAUCCCAGACUCCACACUCCUAUGUACUUUUUUCUUAGGCACUUGUCCUUUGUAGAUAUUUGUUCCUCUUCUUCUGUUUCCCCUAAGAUGCUGUGUAAUAUCUUUGCAGAGAAAAAAGGCAAUUUUCUGGGUUGUGCUGCACAGAUGUGGUUCUUUGGUCUCUUUGAGGCAACUGAGUGUUUUCUCCUGGCUGCCAUGGCAUAUGACCGGUAUGUGGCCAUCUGCAAGCCCUUGUUGUAUACGCUCAUUAUGUCUCAGCAGGUCUGUAUGCAGCUGGUGGUAGGGCCUUAUGCCAUGGCUCUUAUAAGCACCAUGACUCAUACAAUUUUCACUUUUUGCUUACCCUUUUGUGGUUCAAAUAUUAUCAAUCACUUUUUCUGUGAUAUUUUUCCACUGCUUUCCCUAGUAUGUGCAGACACCUGGGUGAAUAAAUUUGUGCUGUUUGUCUUGGCUGGAGCUAUAGGAGUACUCAGUGGUCUGAUCAUCAUGGCCUCCUAUAUUUGCAUCCUGAUGACCGUCUUGAAGAUCCAGACUGCUGAUGGGAAGCAAAAAGCUUUCUCCACCUGUUUUUCUCACCUUGCAGCUGUCUCCAUCCUGUAUGGGACUCUUUUCUUGAUUUAUGUUUGGCCAAGUUCAAGUUCCUCCCUGGGUAUCAAUAAAGUGAUUUCUCUAUUUUACACUGUGGUAAGCCCCAUGGUUAACCCCCUUAUUUACAGCUUGAGGAAUAAGGAGGUGAAAGACGCAUUCAGAAGAAAAUUUGAAAGGAAAAAAUUUAUUAUAGGUUAAAUCAGAGAAAUGGACUGUAGAAAUCAAACUUUGGUUACUGAACUUUUUUUCGUGGGAUUAACAAAUCUCUUUCAGCACGAGGUGGCUCUCUUUCUGGUAUUUCUCUUUGUUUAUCUCGUCACUGUUCUGGGAAACUUGGGAAUGAUCACUCUUAUUUGGAUGGAUUCUCGACUCCACACCCCUAUGUACUUUUUUCUCAGCCACUUGUCCUUUGUGGAUGUCUGCUCCUCUUCUGCCAUCAGUCCCAAGAUGCUGACUGAUAUCUUCGUGGAGAAAAAAGUCUGUGUGCAGCUGGUGGUGGGGCCUUAUGCCGUGGGCCUUAUAAGCACCAUGACCCAUCCGACUUUCACUUUUUGCCUACCCUACUGUGGUCCAAACAUCAUCAAUCACUUCUUCUGUGACCUUCUCCCUGUUCUCUCCCUGGCAUGUGCAGAUACCCAUAUUAAUAAACGUUUGCUUUUUAUCUUGGGGGGUGGCCCUGGGAGUACUCAGUGGUGUGAUAAUCUUGGUCUCCUACAUGUACAUUGUCAUUGCCAUCCUGAGGAUUCGCUCUGCUGAUGGGAGACACAAAGCCUUCUCC
Nomascus leucogenys (northern white-cheeked gibbon) is the source of this 1387-nucleotide messenger RNA. RefSeq names its product olfactory receptor 5G3-like. Gene Ontology annotation, cellular component: membrane. NCBI's taxonomy places the organism in Eukaryota, Metazoa, Chordata, Mammalia, Primates, Hylobatidae. Gene Ontology annotation, molecular function: olfactory receptor activity; G protein-coupled receptor activity; odorant binding. The record is from RefSeq and is a predicted model, not a curated record. Gene Ontology annotation, biological process: G protein-coupled receptor signaling pathway; sensory perception of smell.